GUCGACUAUCAGCAGUGAUAUUUUAGGCUACGUCGUAAAAUCACGCCAAUUGAAAUAUUUAAGUGAAUGAUGACAAAGCGAACGUUUGACGUUGCACAGGAGCUUAAAACAUUUCGCUCGCAGCUAUUUAACAUUGAUAAAAACGAUGAUCGCUUGAAACAAAAGCUGCAUGGAAUUCUUGAUAAAUACAGUGGAGAGCAUUUUGACACUUUCGCUGAAGAGUACUUGAUCGCCAGCUUUGAUACUGAAUUCUUGAAUGAUGAAAGCAGAUCAAAGAUACAACUCCUCUCCAAUGUGGAACUUCCGUCAAUUCGUGAUCAAAAUGUAACCUAUUGGGAUCGUGAUCGUUUGAUGUUUUGUUUAUUAUGCAACAAUGAAGUGCAAUUUGUCAAAGGAUUCGAUUUGGUGUGUGAAAAACAUUCGGAAGAAGUGCUUAAAUUGAAUACAGAACAACCGAACAACCUAAACGCCGUAGAUGCACUGGAGAUUUGGCGUAAUAUUUCAUUGAUUAAAAUAGCCGUGAUAAAAGAUUUGAGCAAAGCAAUUCGAAAAUUGGGAUCGUUCAAUGCCACCUUCAAUUCGACGGCGAUUCAUUUGGUGUAUGAAUUCGGUCGGUGGGAAUGUUUGCGAAAAUUACUCGAGAAAAGAAGAAAAAUGGCAUGGGAACCAGUAAAACUGGUUGAAUUUACAACGUUUCUGAUGCGAGUGCAAAAGUAUGACAAAGAUGGUCAAGAAAUUGACAAUAAACAAAUUGAUUUCGGCAAAUGUGUGGAUUUACUUUUCAAAUAUGCCGACUACGAAGUCAAUGAACAAAACGUCGAUCAUUCAGCCUUACAUUUAGCGGUGAUGUACAAUAAAUCGAAAACUAUAAUGGAUUUGUUGAAAAGAGGUGCUUACAUUGGCUUAAAAGAUGCAACGCAGCGGCCAACCAUUUGGAAUAUCAACGCAAAGACGCUGGAAAAACAUUUCGACAAUUGUAUUACCGGCGAAAAUUUGGUGGUUUUCAAUUAUGAAAAUUUGAUUGCGCCAUCGUGCGACUAUCCAAAUGAUUUGACCGUCAUUGAAUUCAUAUCACAGUCGAAUGAAUUGCGGCAUUUAUUGGAGCAUCCAUUGAUUGCUAGUUUUAUUUCGUUGAAAUGGACACGAAUGGCAUUGGUUUUUUACAUAGAUUUCAUGCUUUAUUUCCUGCUCUCUUUGGUCACUGGUCUGAUUUCAAUGUAUUACAUCAGAGAUCCCUCAAGUUACUCGAUUCCUAUGGUUGUCAUCACACUGACUUUUAUCGCUUAUGUUGCAUUCAGACGAUUGAUACAAGUUUCAUUUUGCUCGUCAAGCCAUCAGAAAACUUGGGAGAAUUCUCUGAAUUCCUUGCUCACACUGUCAAUCAUCGUGUUUUUGGUGUUAUUCAUGGCUGGAGUUCGAUAUGACAUUCAUCGGUCUAUAUUUGCUACCAUUUGCAUUGUAUUAAUAACGCAUGAGUUCAUUCUGUUGGCCAGUGCAUUUUGGCAUUUUUCCAUUUAUCACGAAAUGUUCAUCACCGUGGCAACGAGUUCCAUUCAAAGUUUACAAUUGUAUGCGAUUUUUUUGCCAGCAUUUUCAUUAUUGUUCUACAUUUUACUGUGUGAUUCGAGUGAAAGUGGAAGGCAACAAAACGGCGAUACAAGCGAUUGGAUUGGAUUCUCCACAUUGGGAGUGUCUGUGAUUAAAACAGUUGUAAUGUCUACCGGCGAAUUUGACAUUUUAGAUAUGAAUUUUGACGCCAGUGCCGUUGGCAUUUUGGUUUUUAUUGGUUUUAUCUUUUUGAUUUCAACCGUUUUUAUGAACCUACUCAAUGGACUCGCCGUUAGCGAUACACAAAAGUUGCAGUUUGAUGCUGAACUACGAAGCUAUGGUAGACGUUGUCAAAUGCUAGCAAGAUAUGAAGAUGUACUGACGAAUAAAGGACAUUGGUUUCGCAAAAAUCAUCGAAUACUAUGGCGAAUCUGCAGGUGCUUUAUUCAUCUUAACAAUUUUGUGUACCAAAACAAACGGAUUUAUAUUGAAUUAGAUGAUCAGUGCAAAGUUUAUUCGGUGAAAAUGCUUCGAUCAUCAUCAAUGUCGAUGAGAGUACCGCUGAGAAGCUGGACCCGGCUAAGAACAGCACCAAUCGACUCGAAGAUUAUACAACAAGCACUUCAAAUUCGACAGAGAAACGUCAACAGAAAAUACAGAGAACGCGGUGAAAAUAAUGAUGUGGAAAGAGACAUAUUGGCAAGUCGAAUGGCUAGAAUGGAGAAAUCACUGACGACAAUUGAAGCUACACUGAAAAUACUAACCGAUAAAAUAAAAGAAAAUUAAAUAUUUGAGUUUCCAUAUUAUUUUUAAGUGUUCCAUCGAAAUUUUCAAUGUUAUUGUGAUUUUAGAAAAGAAUGUAUUUUAUACGAUUAAAGAUAAUACAAGCUUCAAUUUGGUUUGAAAUAAAUUGA
Molecule: messenger RNA, 2462 nt
Organism: Contarinia nasturtii (swede midge)
Lineage: Eukaryota; Metazoa; Arthropoda; Insecta; Diptera; Cecidomyiidae
Product: transient receptor potential cation channel protein painless-like
Exons: 4
Coding region: 67-2334 (755 amino acids)
Biological process (GO): transmembrane transport; monoatomic ion transport
Cellular component (GO): membrane
Molecular function (GO): protein binding; monoatomic ion channel activity
Source: RefSeq, a predicted model, not a curated record